This is a messenger RNA of Protomyces lactucae-debilis, 1557 nucleotides long. RefSeq lists its product as uncharacterized. Lineage: Eukaryota; Fungi; Ascomycota; Taphrinomycetes; Taphrinales; Protomycetaceae. The transcript has a single exon. Bases 1 to 1557 code for a protein of 518 amino acids. The record is from RefSeq and is a predicted model, not a curated record.
AUGGGGCGGCGUCCUGCCUCGACAUCUGCUCUAGUUACCUUCUUGAUACUCAUUUGUCCGCUGAUCAGCGCACAACAGGUUGCGCCAAUCGCAAGCCCAGCACUCUUUGCUGCGAACGCUGCCAAUGCUGCUAAGCAAGGUUCGUCGUCUCUUGUAUCGUCAUCAAAUACAGCCGCCUUUGCGCAAUCAAUGAGUACAGCUGCUACCAAUCAACCGCUGACAGUCCUUUUCACAAGUCAAUUAGCCAAUGCGCUGUCGGAGGGCUGGAACAACAAUGUUUCCCAACAGUGCACAACAGCUGCCUCUGCGUUGCUCGCAUCCAUCGCAUCGGGCGCCAUCGCAGCAGAUACGGCGCCUGUACCAGGCAACGUCGUUGCUUGCUACAACAUCGCCUCUUGGGAACCCAUCACAGGUCUAUUUGCAGGGGAUCUUCGGCUCUAUAGCCAAAUGCCUGCGCAAUCCUUUGGCAAUAUUUCAAUGCGCGUGAGUUUUGGUAAAUUGGCAACAUUGCGCAGCUUCACAGACAGUAAGUCUGGCUCGACCUCUGCUCCUCUGCAGAAAAGACAAUUGAAUCAAAUCGUGUCGGCUUUUUCAAGUUUGGCUGGUGGCAAUAGUGUCUCCCCCUCGAAUGCUGUCCCCAACACGAGUUCUAGCGCUUCAAGUUCUUCAAACACAUCCAACAAGGGCACCACUGCAAAAAGUAACUCUGCAUCAGAUCAAUCAGCGUCAAAAGGUGGCGCAGGCGUAGCUCCUGUACCUCCCAAACAGUCCAACUCUGCUACAACAGCCAAAACACCUCCGCCACCAAGCCAACCCGUGCCCGCCGCAAAACCUGCCGCAGGCAGUAAUGCAGCCCCAGUAGCUCCUGCCGCGAGACCUGCCACAGCCGCUGGCGUUGCGCAACCAGCAAGUGGUCUCAAGCCCAUUCAAGCGGAAGACCGAUCAGGCGGAGCGCGUGCGCCUGUUCCUGCUGCCGUCCUUCCAAAUGAAAAGGGGAAUAGGCCUGUCACUCAAAAUACUCCUGUUGGUUCUGCGCCCAACAGCCCUGUCGCUGUAGCACCGCAACGUCUUCUUGACCAAGCGCCGGUGGCUCAACAACAAGCGAGUGAUCCUGCCACUGCACCACAAGAAGUCGAGCGCUUCCAAUUCCUUGCGCAAGCAUCAUUACCUGUUGCGUCGGCAGAUGCGUCAGGUGAAGGACUGAUGAGAGCGUUAAUACCGAAUAUUGUGUUAUUGGUAUCACAGAAAGACGCCGUGCAGGCAGAACCCAUCAUGAUUGACUUGGUUGGUCGGACAGCUGGUUUUGUGGCUGGUCUGCCGAUGCCUCGAGGACCCUUUGUUCCUCUUUCUGGAUUCAUGAGCACUUAUCGUGGACUUGGCGGCCGUGGAGGUUCACUACCCGGGCGUACCUUGCUUGGUCUAGAUGGCUCAGUCACGCUAGGUUCCAUCGGUCUGGCACUGACAUGGAGCACCUUAUUCGCAGCGGCAUGGAUCUUUGGUGUCAUGAACAGAUUCAAUCAAAGACAGUCGUACAGAAAGCUCAAGCUACAGUUCUAA